AUGUCGGACGGAAGUGAGUCUGACUCGGAAGCCGACAUAGUCGAUCUCACUUCCGAGGAUGACCUUCCAGAAGAGGUUCAAGACGAUGGAACACCUCCCGCCAUUGAGCUCGUUAUGAUGGUAGAUGGGCACGGUGAAGCGGUUAAUCAUACCGUUGAAGGGCCCGAUUCCAUUGAUUCCAUGGACAGUGGGGAAUCCGAUGUGAGCGACGAUGAGAUCGAAGACAAUGAUUCUGUCGAUAACGACCCAGACGAAGACGACGAUGGUGAGAUUGAAGACAAUGAUCCUGUCGAUAACGAAUUUGAUGACAGCGAUCCAGGUGGUGAUUCUGACGACGAUGGCGAUGACGAUGACGAUGACGAAAAUGACGGUUCUGAAGACGACGAGCCAGAUGAUGAUGCUUGGUCAGAUGCUGGAACAGAGACCGACACCGACGACGACCCAAUCAAUAACGAUGAUGUGGAAGGAGACGUUAUGCACGGUAACAAGAAUGAAAACGCAACUAUUGCGCAGUGUCUUGAGGAAGAGGGCAUCCUCAUUCCAGAGUGGAACGGUAACUGCAUCGAAACAUGUCAGCCCGGAUGGGAUGGUCUGGCAGGAGGCUUUCAGGCAUACCGAAACAUGUUUCUACAAAAGCGAAACGAAUUGGCAACCUGCAGAGCUACGAACAAGCGCAAAUUAACCAGUAAGAACCGGUCCAUUAGGCCAUUCAAGGAGGCAGUCAGAGAGUUUUACAUGGCGAAUCGAGCGAACAUCGAGUUGAACCGAGCUCUUCACAGAGAGAACGCGGCUCUUCGCCAGCUUGUCUCAGAAGAUGAUCUCGAAAACUUUCCUGAAACCGUACCUUUGCCUCUCAAUGACGUGUGGGCGGGUUUGCCUGAAGCAGUGCGAAAACAUCUGCCUCCAAGAUACAGCAAACGCUUGAGAUUGUCACGGGAGCCAGGGGCAAGACAGCGGAUUACCGAGAAAGAGUGGCCUCAGGUAUAUCUUCAAUGGAUCCAGCAUCGAUACCAUCCUGACAUCACUGGUUGGAGCGACAUUUACAAAAUUUCAUGUCGUGAAGAAAACAUGUCAUGGGCUUUCAGCCAGAUGCAGAAACCUAAGACGCACCCCGAUCUUAGACUCCGUGCUCCGACCGAUGCGGAAGAAGAGAGAGGAAUUUUGAACCGAGGCUGCACACCACUUUCUGGUUCUAAAGAGUCAAGCUCGAACGACGAAGGAGAAAUCCAGCCAUUCCCCUUCGAAGACCUUCCACGGAAGAUUCAGCUCGAGAUCCUUGCCUACGCUCUUGUCUUCCAUGGCGAUGUCGUUCACGCCAUCUCCCGGCUAGAUCCUUACUACGAGCCAGACUCAGUUCAUCGAAACUGCAAGGGUCAGAUGUCCCUUUUUCAUCGCUUUCACAUCGGAAAAGAGCCCGUGUCUCUGACAUUUGGUACUAUUCAUCCACAGUGGCUUCUCGCUCCUUUCUUGGGUCGCUUUGCGAAGAACAUUGGGUGCAAGCUGCAAAUUCUGCAACGUGUUGAGUUGCUGUGGAUCGGUUCCCAAAAGCUGACUUACGAGUUAGACGAGAAGAAGAAAUAUACAUCUCGUCGAACCCAUGACUUGGCCCAUUUCCCUGAGGCCUGUCGCCUCAAGACACUCUCGGUCCACAUCCCCGAAUCUUCACGGGAAUACAUGCGACGUAAGCAUGAACCGCGAGACAUGAUCGAAUACAUGGAAGAAAAGACGACAGCGCAGCCGAACUACCGGCCAUUCCGCGCAUUGCGCACUGUGCAGGGGCUAGAUUACCUGUACUGCCUUCGCGGUCUCCAAGGGAUAACUUUCUGGGACUACGACAAAUGGAAUGCGAAUGAUGAGAUGGUGGCGGUUCGCGACUGGACCUUCAUUCAGGAUGUGAACAACGCUGUGCGCCGGGACAAACUACCUGAUGAUGAGCAUUUUUCUAACAUUCGAAACCUGGCGCCGUUGAUGGGUUAUCGUCCCAGCGUAGCACUUGCUACGAGACUGGAAAGGUUCAUCAAUCCACCCUCUACAGGACUCUCAACACCACCACCUGAUCUGUUCCCACAGUUGCAAACUGCUGUCCAUGAUGCUGAAGAUGAAAGUGGAGAUGAAGCUACCGACGAUGAAGACUCCGAUACAAGCUCUGAACACGAUUCUGAUGGCUCUGACUCUGAUUCUGAUGACGACCUUGAUGAUGACCCUGAUUCUUAUUCUCAUCCUGAUCCUUACAUGGGCCUUGAUGCUGAUUCCGAUGCUGGUGGUAGCAAUAUGGAUCCCAUUGAUCUCACCAGCGGUGAUGAGGAUGAGGGUGAGGAUGAGGACGAGGAUAUGAAAGACGAUGAGGAUCUAAUUGAAAUACCUAACCCAGAAGCAGCCGAAAGAGCUACUAUGCCGCCUCCAGAAAUUACUAUUCGCGAAUCGGACUCCCGUGGACGAGGGGAGUCGUCUUUAUUCGUCCCAACUCCUACUCCAGAAGUCUCUCUCCGACCACCAUUCAAGAUCAAGGUGGAAACCCCAACACCACAGAGAAGUGCUCCACCAGAAAGCGCCUCAGGAAGAAAUCGCUCUGAGAGCUCCCUAUUCAUGGGCACCCCUCCUAGUCAGCCGGGUUCCGAUCCGAGAGAGGAAGGGAUAGACUGUCCUAUCGACCUUACUCAGGACUUCGAUCUGCAGCGACAAAAGAGGCCUUUUUGCUCUGGAAAUGACGAUGACGAGUAUGUCUGCACAGGGAGCUCUCCCAAGAGGGCUCGAACUGAUGAUGCUAGUGGUAUGGGAAUCGUUCCCAGAAGGGCCGCUGGGCCUUUUGUGAUCGAUGAUGAUUGA
This is a messenger RNA of Fusarium coffeatum, 2826 nucleotides long. RefSeq lists its product as uncharacterized. Lineage: Eukaryota; Fungi; Ascomycota; Sordariomycetes; Hypocreales; Nectriaceae. The transcript has 3 exons. The coding region runs from base 1 to 2826 and encodes 941 amino acids. The record is from RefSeq and is a predicted model, not a curated record.